AUGUUAAAAGAAAGCAUCACGAAAGCCAACAAAAAGACCAAAAAUACACAACCUGUUGAUGUAUCUUGUCUGAAUUCGCCAAUAUUAAGCCCAGGGAAGGAACUAGAGACAGAUACAAAAAAAAUUGAAAUAGCUGAAAAGCUGCCGAAUGUACGAUGUAUAGUUCGUGCUAGAAUUCCGACUACGACAGGAGCGGAAAUUUUCCUAAAUUUAUAUAAGAACGACCAAGACAACAAAGAGCAUUUGGCAAUUGUAUUUGGAAAACAAAUCCGAUCAGAAAGUCUUGAUGCUGUUCAGGAAGGAGAGACUGAGAUGGACCGCAUGAUUCGUGGUGCCUAUGUGGGAACGUUGUACCCAGGAAGGAAGAGCUCAUAUGUCGAUGCGAAUGCUUUAGUUGCUAGUGAAGAAAAGAAAGAGGAAGUCAGGAAGAAAAACUUUACGCCAUUAGUCCGAAUUCAUUCGGAGUGUUACACUGGUGAAACAGCUUGGUCCGCUCGCUGCGAUUGUGGAGAACAAUUGGACGAGGCGGCUCGUCUUAUUAGUGAAGAAGGUGAUGGUGUUAUUAUUUAUAUGAGACAAGAAGGUCGAGGGAUUGGAUUGUCUGAAAAAUUGAAAGCAUAUAAUCUACAAGAUCUCGGCAAUGAUACUGUCCAAGCUAAUCUUCUCCUACAACAUCCAGCUGACGGUCGCUCUUAUGCCAUUGCAACUGCAAUGCUCUUGGAUCUUGGCCAAAGAAACAUCCGAUUACUGACAAACAACCCUGAAAAGGUCAGCAGUAUCGAAGGCCCAAAAAAAGAGGUUCAGGUGGUCGAGAGACUGUCAAUGAUUCCAAAGUUUUGGCGAGGUGAUGAAGGAGGUUUUGACAGCCCUGAAGUGGGUGCCUAUCUUCGAACCAAAAUUGAAAAAAUGGGACAUUUAUUGAGUGCCCCCGACAAGUUUUGA
Molecule: messenger RNA, 942 nt
Organism: Schizosaccharomyces osmophilus
Lineage: Eukaryota; Fungi; Ascomycota; Schizosaccharomycetes; Schizosaccharomycetales; Schizosaccharomycetaceae
Gene: rib1
Product: GTP cyclohydrolase Rib1
Exons: 1
Coding region: 1-942 (313 amino acids)
Biological process (GO): riboflavin biosynthetic process
Molecular function (GO): GTP cyclohydrolase II activity
Source: RefSeq, a predicted model, not a curated record